Messenger RNA from Musa acuminata AAA Group (dessert banana), 591 nucleotides. RefSeq lists its product as uncharacterized. The record is from RefSeq and is a predicted model, not a curated record. Lineage: Eukaryota; Viridiplantae; Streptophyta; Magnoliopsida; Zingiberales; Musaceae. The transcript has 2 exons. The coding region runs from base 1 to 591 and encodes 196 amino acids.
AUGAAGGCCCCACACGAGCUUAGAGAUUGCUCAAAGUACUGUUGGUUUCAUUACGACUACGAACAUGACACUAAGGAGUGCCGUGACUUGAAGAACCAUAUCGAGGAGCUCAUCCGUCGGGGACACCUGGGUCACAAUGUUAGAAGGCCAGGGGAAUUAUUGCCACACCCCUCGAGUCCAGUUAAGAAGCAGAUUGAUGUGAUUAGUGAAGGCCUGACAUCAGGUGGGGAUAGCAUGGUUAAAAGGAUCAUGAUGGACAUCGGAAGCUCCGCUGACGUCCUUUACUUCGAUGCCUUUCAGAAGCUUGGCCUGACUAAGGAAGAUCUUACGCCGAUGCUAUCGAUGCUUACCGGGUUUACAGGUGAUUCCAUUUUAUCCCUCGGCACCACCAUCCUGCCAGUCACCUUGGGGGAAGAGCCGAAGACCAAGAUAGUCAUGAUGACCUUCAUGGUGGUGGAGCUCCCCUUGGCAUACAACGCCAUUCUGGGUCGACCAACCCUUAACAAGCUCAGGGCUAUCAUCUCCACAUACCACCGGGCGAUGAAAUUUCCAACCCGAGCUAGGAUCAGGGAAGCAAGGAGCGACCCUUGA